Messenger RNA from Haliotis rubra (blacklip abalone), 3048 nucleotides. Its product is annotated as E3 ubiquitin-protein ligase TRIM9-like. Gene Ontology annotation, biological process: positive regulation of DNA-templated transcription. Gene Ontology annotation, molecular function: zinc ion binding; ubiquitin-protein transferase activity. Gene Ontology annotation, cellular component: chromatin; nucleoplasm. Bases 120 to 1412 code for a protein of 430 amino acids. NCBI's taxonomy places the organism in Eukaryota, Metazoa, Mollusca, Gastropoda, Lepetellida, Haliotidae. The record is from RefSeq and is a predicted model, not a curated record. The transcript is spliced from 6 exons.
GUAGCUGUAGGUUGGUGAGGGCGUGUUGCCACCAUAGAGAUAAUUACAAGGUUCAGCCUACAGAUAUACCUGUGUGUUACAGGAACAUUGAUGCGUCUAGCGUGGACGAAGCCAAGAACAUGAACAACGACGACCCGAUGGAGAGGCAGCUGUCCUGUUCUGUAUGCCUAGAACUCUUCACAGACCCUGUACUUCUUCCAUGUCUCCAUUCAUUGUGUCGUCCCUGCGUGGAGAAGCUCACAACGUCUGUCACGUCGCAGACAUUUAAAUGCCCAGAGUGCAACAGUCAAGUUUCUUUGGGUGCAAGUGGUUAUGCUAGUUUAAAACGAAACUUCCCUUUGAGCAGUAUGGUUGCUAUAUACAAACAAUCCCGAAGAAACGGCAAAUUUUCUCAGUCUGCGCGGACUUUAGACAACCAUUCAAAUCAGCUGAUAACCCCAAAUCAAAUUCCUUCCCCUACAGCACCAGACCAUCGUCAUCUUGCAACAGCACUAAAUCAAGACCUUCAAACGACACUUUCAAAUCAAGGUCAGCAGACAACCUAUCCAUAUGGAGCCCAGCAGGCAUUUCUUCAAAAUCAGAUGAUGCAGGGCACUCUUCCAUAUCAAGCUCAGCAGACAAUAGUUCCAAAUCAAGUGAUGAAGGUUACGCUUCCAUAUGAAACCCAGCAGACGACAGUUCCAUCCACGUGCAGCACCUGCGAUAUAGGACAGACUAGUCAAGCACAUAUUUUCUGUGAGACUUGUAACAUUUCUUUCUGCAAGACCUGCCGCGGCGUCUACCAUCCAGAUGAUAUCGGCCAUACAUUAAAACUGUUGGAGGAACCAACGCCACCAGUACAUGUACAGCACCGGGAUGAGCACCAACAGUGCACCCUCUGUGACCCUGCGUCCCCGUCUACAGGACGUGUCCGCUGUCUGGAGUGCCAGAUGAGCUUCUGUGACAGCUGCCUCCAUGCCUUCCACCCGACCACGAACACAACCGAGCACCAUACCCUGGUGGAGGUACGGCCUGAUCCUCCCCAGGUGGGAAUCCACAAUCCAGAGGCGGCGGCAAGAUGGUCGUCAGAACCUAUGAGGAAUCUCCAGGGUAGCAUCAGUUUAGUCGAGCCAACGGUUGGUUUCAGUGUUGUGUCGGACCUUGCUCAGUUUGCUGUGGAGUGUACCUGCAAUAUAUGUCAAACCACGCCCCCACAGACGGCCACAGUUAGAUGCUUGGAUUGCUCCGCGAAUCUGUGCUCUGGGUGUGUAGGCCAGCACCAGUCACAGUUCCCGAACCAUUCUCUCAUGGAUAUCAGCCUAUCGCCAGAGACAGUCGGAACCAAACGUAAAUCAACUAAAACCAAACCUGCGCCCAGGAAAUCUGUCAAUGUUCAGCUGGAAGCUGGUAGAGGUGAUGAACAUUCAGGCUGAGGCCAUGACCGAGUUGUUGCACGUUCUCCGUGAUCGCCGAGCUUCUGUGCGGAGAGCUGCGAAAUAAGGAUUGCUUAGAACUUACAACACAUAACCAGUGACCUGAUAUUGUCCCCUCACGAGUGACAUCACUGGUGAUUAACAAAACGCUCACUUACUCCGACGCAGCGGCAGCUUUUGUUCUGUUCUAUUACCCGGUUCGUGCUGGGGCAUUCAUAUCAUGAACUGCAUAUUACGGUGAUAACUAACUUUACACAGACACACACACAGACACACACACAGACACAGAACACAGACACACACACAGACACACACACACACACACACACACACACACACACACACGUAUGUCAAUAUCGUUGGUAUUCUUAAAGAGGUAUUAGUUCUACUUAUUCGACUAUUUGAUUGACAUUUAAGUUCUGCUUAUGUUCUGCAUAAACAGCUUUAUCUGACAUUAUCUAGAAAUUGUAACUACUUGGCAAUAUGUUUCUCAAAUCUAGAUAGUCAGCCAGUAGUUAACUACAAAUGCAUCUAAUCAAGACAUCUUGUAGUGUUAACGAUAAUGUCAAACAAUGUUUUGUCGAAAUUCGGUUGUUGUCGAAGUGAAGUUAUUUCGGCGAAUUCCUUAUUAAUCAUCAAUUUGCGGCUGUGCCUAACCUCGGAUAACUCGAAGAAUUUACCCAGGUCUCUUAACUUCGACACAGAUGUUUGACUGUACUUAAAUAGGAAAUGUAUUGCAUGAACAUUCCUGGUCUCCAUUUUGAUCGCCUUCAGGUGUAUUCCAGUCAUCGUAUAUACCUGUCUGUACUGGCGCUUUAUCAUCACUCAAAUUAUACUACUGCAUGGUUUUAUUUAAAGAAUAUAAUUCUAUUUCAAAAUUUUAAUAAUCAUAAAUAAUUCCGCAUAAUACACAUGUGUUAAUGGGUAUUUCAACGUCUUAUCUUUGAAAUAUAUUUGCUUAAUAGGGUUAACAAGUUUCCUUUGCCCAAAGUUCAAUACUCUGAUGUACAUAUAUAAAUAGAAACUAUAACGUGUUCAGCUGUAAAUAUGGGAGGUGACAUUAUUCAGUUAUGUGUUUUGUUGCGCUCAGUGGUGAAGGCGAAAUAAUAUAAUUACAGAGGGUUAGUUGUCUCAAUAGUUCUAAAUGGGCAUCCACAACUGAAACCACGCAAACUCUUAAUCAUAUGCUUUUAAGUCCCAUGCUGUAGCCGUUAUACUGUUAGUCCUGAAGUUUGUUGUUCCGUCGCCCAUAACAUCGGUGUGUGUCAGCAAACACAGUUCCUGCUUUACGAAUGACGUCAUUGGUAACUGUUUCUCGGACCUGCGAUACACAUUUAUAGACCUAAGUAUACCUAGAGUGUAGAUCGAAUGAUGGGAAGGUUUAAUUGUACGCGACUACUGAACUGCUAUUUAGAACAUCAGCCAGUUUUGGUAAAUAUAUCAUCCAUUGAUAACUGAAGCCGAAUACGCAUGUAUAUACCAUACUGCUCAGUACACCAAGUAAUACCUGCCACAAACAUGCAUGCGAUACAUGCUACUCUGACUAUGCAGUUGCUUUAAGGUGGAUAUUGUGUUGAACACCUUAAACCUUUCUAAAUGAAUUAAUCUUGUAAUAAAAUGAGCGCAAAAGUGUUAA